Hydra vulgaris (swiftwater hydra) is the source of this 4065-nucleotide messenger RNA. Its product is annotated as transient receptor potential cation channel subfamily A member 1. The record is from RefSeq and is a predicted model, not a curated record. Lineage: Eukaryota; Metazoa; Cnidaria; Hydrozoa; Anthoathecata; Hydridae. Gene Ontology annotation, molecular function: protein binding.
CAAAUUUAAGAUUGAGACUUUUGAGAUGCAAUUCAAAGUUAUUUAGUUAAAUCAUUUACAAAAAAUGCUAGAUGAAGUGAAACCAAAAUUGCAAAAUUUGUCAACAACCAAUGUUAUUAAUAUAAACAUUCCCUUAAUACAGAACUUGAAAUAUGCUAAAAAUCAAAAACCGCGAGAAACAUCACUGUUGACUUUUUAUCAGGCUGCUUGUGAUGGACAUCUUGACAUAGUAAAGAAUUGCUUAAUCUCAUUUGGCAAAGACAAGAAAAAAGUAAAUAUAAAGGAUGACUACCAAACAUCUGCACUUCAUUAUGCUGUUAAAUAUGGACAUUUUUCCAUAGUUAAACUUCUUUUAGAGAAUGGAGCAAAUAUAAAUAUUCAAGAUGAAAAUGAAGCAACUCCCUUACAUUAUGCUUGUCGAUAUAUAAACAAAAAAAAACAUUUAGUUUUAAGAUCUGAUUUUCAAUCAUCUUUUGGGGAAGAGCAGAAACAUAGUUGGUUCGGUCAAUCUACCUACUUUAGCAAGUUUCAAACCAAAAGGUUUUUAGUAAAGAAAAAAAAACUUUCGGAAACAAAUAUUAAAAAAGAACAAUGUUUUCAGAAUAGCUUUAUUUCUAGUCAAGAUGAAAACAGUAUGAAAUAUUUACCUCAUAUAGAAAUGCAGUGUUUAAAUAAACAAGAUUAUAUUCCAGUUCAUGAUUAUAUUGAAAAAAAGAGAUUUUCUUAUGACAAGGAUCGUUUUAAUCAGCAGGGAGGUUUUCAAAUGAAAAAAUUUUCUUGUGGUCAGCUCGAAAAUAAAACUAAAUUUUCAUUUUUUGAAAAAAAAAAAUCGACAAAUAAUAUUAUUUCUAGCCGUCUUCUGAAUUCAUCGUCCUCAAGUGACAAUUUAUCAACAUUAAGUGAUAGUUAUACUAGAGUUAUGAAAAAGUCGGUAAGCAUAAAUGAUGUUUCUUCUUUAAAGCCAGAGGUAUUCCAAGAAAAACUAGAAGAAAGAAACCAAGGAGAUCUUAUAUUAAUUUAUCUUUUGGAACAAAAUUCUAAUGUGAAUGCAAAAGACUAUAAUAGUUCCACACCUUUGCAUUAUGCAGUCAUGAAAGGAAAUGAUUUUGCAACAGAGCAACUUCUUCUUCAAACUAAUAUUCAAAUAGAGGCAACAGAUCAUGCAAAAAUGACUCCACUUCAUUGUGCUGCAUCAUCUGGUUCUUAUGAAGCUUGUAAACUUUUACUGGAACAUGGUUGUAACAUUUUUUGCAGAGAUAAAGAAAAUAUGACACCUUUACACUUUGCAGCUAGUGAAGGACAUUUUGAUGUUGCAUUAUUACUGUUAGAAAAUGCAAGAAAAAUGAGUAAUGAUGUUUUCAAUAACUUAAUUAACUGCGUUAAUAGUGACCAAGAAACAGCACUGCAUCUUGCUGUAGAAAAUAAUCAUCUUUAUAUUGUUGAUCUAUGCAUUAAACAUGGUUUUAAUGUUAAUUCUGAAAAUAAAAAUAUGGUUACUCCGCUUCAUCAGGCAUGUACAUCAGGGUUUAUAAAAAUUGCACAACUUCUUGUUGAAAAUGGUGCUAAUAUUGAGUCAAUCAAUUCCUUUAAAGAGACCCCACUGCACAAAGCAGCUUUGUUCAAUCGUGUGGAUAUUAUUCAGUAUUUACUGGAAAGAGGAGCUUAUAUUGAUUGUCGUGACAAAGAUAAUGAAACACCAUUACUUAUGGCUGUUCGUAAAAACAAUUCAGAGUCAGUUCAAAUGCUCUUAGAUUAUCACUCUGAUAUUACAGUGAAGGAUGCGAAUGAUAAAACUUGCUUGUUUAUUGCCGCUGAAGAAAAUUCUAAAGACGUAAUAAAAAUUUUAUGUCAAAAAGAUUUAACUUGCAUACUAAAUAUGUUUAACAAGAAUGAAAUGACUCCACUACAUAUAGCUUCAAAAGAAGGUCAUGACAGUAUUGUUCAAGUUCUACUGGACUUGGGAGCUUGUAUUGAUGCAAAAAAUCAGGAAAAUUUGACUCCACUUCAUUUUGCAGCAAAAUAUGGUCAUUUAAGAACUGUCGAAAUAUUACUGUCUUUCAAAGUUUUAAGCAUUGUGAAUGAUGAAGAUAUUUUUUCAAAUACACCUUUACACCUUGCCUCAAUGCAAGGACAUGUUAAAGUUGUUGAGAUACUCAUUAAAUCCGGUGCUGAUGUUGAAGCACGAAAUGAAGGUCUGUGGACACCAUUAGAUUUUGCAGCAUUCUAUGGUCAAACUAAAUGUGCAGAAUAUUUGUUAAAUAGUGACAGUCUUGUAAAUCCUAAAGAAAAAAAUAAAGUAAGUUCACUACAGCUUGCCUGUAAAGAAGGACAUGUUGCCAUGGUAAACUUGCUGUUAUCUAAAAAUGCAGAUAUUUCAUGGAAGGAUCACUUAGGAAGAAACUGCUUAGAUUAUGCAAUUGAUAAUAAAAGAAGAAAAGUAGUAACUGCAAUUAUUGCAAAUGAAAAUUGGAAAGUUGCAUUACGCAAUUCAACCUUUGAUGGUAGAAAAAUCACUACCCCUUUGCGAAAAUUAAUAAAAAAACAACCAGAUAUUGCUGAGCAAGUAUUUAACCAAUGCAUUACUGGUAAUGGUUUGCCAAUUGAACAUCCUUAUUACAAACAAACUUGCUGCUAUGAAUUUCUUGAGGAUUUGUUCACUUCAUGGGGUCCAAAUUUAUUUAAGUGUAUAGAAAAAAAAAAUCAGUACUAUAAUUCUUAUGGUUUAAAUGCAAAUAAAUUAAUCUUUACUGAAAAAUUAAAAAGAGUUUUCAGUUUUAAGUUGUAUACAACUGAAGUCAAUCAUUCAUUAGAUGUUAUGGUUAAAAGUCAUCAUACUAGGCUUUUGUACCAUCCAUUAGUUACUCAUUUUAUAAGACGGAAGUGGAGAUUGUGCGGCAGAUAUGUAUACUAUUCCAAACUGUUGUUAUAUUUGCUAUUCCUCACUUUUGUAUCCAGUUAUAUCUUAUCUAUUCACAAUAACGUUCAUGGCAAUGUGUGUAUUCAAAAGGAUACAAAUGUAACUAGCUGUUAUUGCCAACCACUCAAAAAAGCGUUUAAUCAGAAAGUCAAUUUUUUAAUUUCAUUUAAGAGAUACAUAGUUCUGAUAUUGAGUACAACAAGUUUAUCAAUUGAGGUGGUUAAACUUCUAAAUGAAGUUCAUAAUUAUUUUCAAUUGCGAAAGUUAGUUGAGCUGUCUUCAUAUAUUUGUGCAAUGGUAUAUGCACUAAAUAACCCUAGUUCUUUGAAAGGAAAUAUUAGUUUUAGAUGUUCAACAUGGUAUCGUGGACUUGGAGCAGCUACAGUUACUUUGUCUUGGUUAUCUUUAACCAUAUUUAUGAGGCAGUUUCCAAAACUUGGCACAUAUAUAUUCAUAUAUACUAAUAUAAUGAAAACUUUUGCUCAAUUUUUUGUUAUAUUUAUGUUGUUUAUAAUCUCUUUUGGGCUUGGGCUUCAUUUGGUAAUGUCUGAUGUGACUACAUAUUCAGUACCAUCUCGAGCAUUAUCUAAAAUGAUUGUUGGUAUGACUGGUGAAUUUAGUGCUGACUCUUUAUAUAAUAAUGUUAAUCUCCCAUUGCGGCUGCCAGUAGCCUGGGCAUUACUUAUUUUGUUUGUGAUAAUUAAUUGUAUUGCUGUAAUGAAACUGCUGAUGGGUCUUGCAAUCGGCGAAAUUAAUGACAUUAAGAAGCAAGCUGUUCUUAAUCGAUUAGCUACAUUGGUUAAUCUAACUUUAUGUGUUGAAAAAGCUUUGCCUAACUCAUUGAGAAAUAAGCUUGUUGUAAUGGAAGAAUCAUUCUAUCCAAAUUUGAUGAAGACAUCAUCAUUAUGGUCAUUUUGGUCUUUUGAAUCCCCAAUUUCUAAUUCUAAUAAAAUGAAUGACCUUAAAAUAAUCAAAAAACAGCACAAAAAAAUGAAUGUAAGAGCAUAUAAACUACGGGAUGCUAUGAAAGAAAUGGAGACUCAAAACGAUAGAAUUGAAAACAUGUUAAAUGUGAUAUCAAAACGUCUACAACUCAAACAAUAAUAUGUUUUUAUGUUUUCAGCUUUUUUUUUAAUAUAAACUUUAAA